AGAAACCCCUUUGCCGUUGGAAGUUCGUGGAGCUUCUGGGAGAAGCAGCGAGGCGGCGGGCAUCAAACUGACUCGAAUAUGGCGAUGCGGUGGCUGGCGAGGUGGGCGAUGCAGCAGGUGGCGGAGCAUCGCCCGAUGUUAUCCUCCUUUUCUUCCUCCUCUUCGUCGGCGGCGCCCGUUCUGGUCCCGUGCGGCCGCGGCGACAAGAAGACGAAGAGGGGGAAGCGCUUCAAGGGGUCGUACGGCAACGCAAGGCCCAAGCGGGAGAAGAAGAUCGAGCGGAUCAAGGACCGGGUCGAGGUCCCCAGGUCCACCCCUUGGCCCCUCCCUUUCAAGCUCAUCUGAUCCCAUCUCUAGGAUUAGGGUUUUUGUUUCUCUCUCUUUAAUCUCUGUCCUUACUCAUCGUAUAUCUGUUGUUCUACAAGUCGAGUCUUUUGUACUUCUUUUAAUGGACAAACUCGUGCGGUUGAGUUCACCGCAUAAAUGUUAGUUUGAUGUUAUAAUACAAAUUCAUACAUGUUGAAGUGA
Messenger RNA from Elaeis guineensis (African oil palm), 528 nucleotides. Its product is annotated as small ribosomal subunit protein bTHXm. Gene Ontology annotation, cellular component: ribosome; plastid. NCBI's taxonomy places the organism in Eukaryota, Viridiplantae, Streptophyta, Magnoliopsida, Arecales, Arecaceae. Gene Ontology annotation, biological process: plastid translation. The record is from RefSeq and is a predicted model, not a curated record.